UUGGUCGUGUUUGGAGUGAUUUUCGCUCAUGGUAUUUUCGCUGAUUUGACGAAUAUCAACUUUCCGGUCUUAAACGUAUGGAAAUUGUUUUAAAUAUUAUAUUAGUUGAGAAAGCAGUUUUGAUAUAAAAAUUGUCAAUACAGAAGUCAUGAAAUUGUAAAAGUGCAGCAUUAAUUGCUUAAUUUUUGUAUGUAAAACGAUCCCAGCCUUUACUGUCUUGAAUGAAAACGCCGACACAAUUGAAUGGCGUUUCUUGUACCACCUUAAGUUUGAAGCAAGUACAGAAAUCAGUGUAGCGGACAAUGCCUCACGUAAGCACAAAGACUGGUAGCUGAAAUUGUUGCAGCAGCGGCGUCAACAUUUUUGCUUAUUUUGUUUUGUGCACCUAAAAUGAACUCGCUAGCAUAAGUUUUUAAAGUAAGACAUUGUGGCCAUAUAUGAGUAUGAACGUAUAUUUGUAAGUAAACAAAUAAUUGGCAUAACUACGGAUAUGUUACGCAGUGGACGUAUUUGCAUAUGGCAUUCAAAAGCAUCAAACCUUAAAUCAGUAGCAUAAAUCAAUUUUAACUUUUAAUAACGGACUUCAUCAAAGACCUGUCGCUAGACGCUUCUGUGCUAAUAUAAGACAUAUAUGGUAUAUAUAUAUUUUUUUGGAGCCACUGCUGGUAUACCUUUGUUCAUCGGGUAAAGACGUACUACGUACUUGUCCAACUGGUUUUUAACUUUCUUCAACGGCUCAAGCGAUACAAUAAAUACUUGCUACACCAACAGAGCCAACAACAUUCGAGCAACAGCAACAACUAAACUUUUGAAAAUAAUCAUCGAUAACCACAUAGUUUUUUGGUUAGUAGAUACAAGCACCAACUGAGGUCUGGUGCCAUCGCAAUCUUUACUUAGUCAUCCAGUAGCAGGACAAUUGGAUACUCACUUUAAUGUUUGGAAUUUCGGCGAAUAAUAAAAGAGGGAGCACAAUAGGAUUGCUUAAUAGCAAGCAUUGGAGCGAUCCUGAUAGUAAUCUUUUUGACGGGCCUUCAGUUUCUGGCGUAACAUCAGCUGCUUGCGCCAUCGGUGCUGUGGGUGCUGAGAAAUGUGCCACUGCAAAUACUACACCUGCAAUAUCCAUCUCAGCAGAUGAAGCUAACAAAAUUGCCGCUGAAGCCAACUCCUACGAUGCGGCAAACACACCGAGUACAGCUUCCACAACACCUCUAGUAUCUGUGCCAAAUAGUCCUGAUACUGGUGCCACUUCGAAAGUAAUUGUUACAACAACUACUAAUACAACGGAAAGUAAAAACGGCACCGAAGUCAGUAUGCCGGCCAAGACUACUUCUACAAUCGUAACCACAACAACCACUGCAGAAAUUAUGGAUGAGAAUCGUUUUUCCAUUCUUGGCAAAGACAUUUCGAACGAGUUCAACGUCUAUGACUUGCCAUCGCCACCUAAAAAUGGCUUCAAUGCGCCAACACCGGAGGGUGCGACCAAUGCGCUCUUGAAUGCGUCGGCUGGUACGACAGCUUCAACAGCGACCACACCAGCACACUCUAAUACGUCUACACAACAAAAUGAAAGGGAUUCCAUCACUGGUUCGCCUAUAAAAAAGAAGAAGCAUCAUAAAAAUGAGAAUAACAAUCAUCAGAACGAUAUAAAUUCCAUUGAAAGUAUAUCUGAUAAUGCGAAAAUAACUAGCAACGAUCUAGACGAGUUAACCUUGGAGCGUAAUGGCAAAGAUUUGUUGAAUAAGAAGAAAAAGAAGAAGAAGAAGAAGAUAUCAACAACCAAGGAAUUAGACCAACUAGAUGGUGUAUCUGGCAAGCACAACACUAAAGACGACGAUUUUAGCGAUGAGGAUGAGAAGGUUGUGAAAUGUCUUUACUACACACUAAUGUGCUGCGAAUGCACAAUUUCUUAGUAAACAUGAAAAUAACCCCGCAUUAGCACCGAAGAUCAGUCCUAAAAAUGAAAGGCAUACGCAAAAAAUUUACUGAGUUAAAUUUUUUGUAAAACAAUAACUUCAAAAUCAAAAAUAUUAAAUCAAACGAGUCUGUCCACUUUGAGAUACAUAUAUAAUAUAUUAUAUAUAUUUAAAAGUACUUGUAGACGCAAGUUUAAUUUGCAACUGCUGAAUUACUUAAGCAAAUUUGCCAAUUGUUAACACAAAAUAUUCCUGCUGAUUAGAUAAUAUGUAAGAUAUGUAUGUAUAUAAGUGAUGAGCUAUAUGGAAAAAUAUAAAAAAUGCAUUUACAUGUAUUAACGAAAGAAGACAAUUUAAUUGCAUAAGCAUACGGCAUAUACCACAUAUGUGCGUGGAUAUGUAUUUCUUUUAAUAAUACUGCAAUAUGAGCCAGUGCAGCUAUAAAACAUUUACAUAUGUAUAACAAUACAAUAUAAGAUAUCUUUUUACAUGCUUACACAUUUUCGUGCAAAAGUAGCUUAAUUUUAGUAUGAGGAUUUUAUUUAAUUCUUUUUUUGUUUUUUUUUUUCUUGUUUUUUCAGCGAAUAUAUAAUAUAUGUAUAUUUACUCAUUAAUGUAUAAACAUACAUAUAAACAAAUAUGUGUGCAAAUGGAGAAUAUGUACGAUACGUAUUCGUAUCGCGCUGGUAAUAAAAGUUUAUAUAAGAUACUAUGUACAUAUGUAUGUAUGUGCAUACAACUAUAUUACUUUUUAUAGGCGUUUUACUAAGUUUAUAUCUAAUUUCUUUAGAGUAGCACAUCUUUGAAUUUUUGUAUGUGUGCGAAGUGUGUAAUAAAUAUGAAAAGUAUUAAAAAACGUUUUGUGACUAUUUAAAAUGAAGCAAAAAAAAUUUUAA
Messenger RNA from Anastrepha ludens (Mexican fruit fly), 2809 nucleotides. RefSeq lists its product as uncharacterized. The record is from RefSeq and is a predicted model, not a curated record. The transcript is spliced from 4 exons. The coding region runs from base 933 to 1910 and encodes 325 amino acids. Lineage: Eukaryota; Metazoa; Arthropoda; Insecta; Diptera; Tephritidae.